Ixodes scapularis (black-legged tick) is the source of this 2694-nucleotide messenger RNA. RefSeq names its product sodium-coupled monocarboxylate transporter 2. The record is from RefSeq and is a predicted model, not a curated record. The transcript has 18 exons. Gene Ontology annotation, molecular function: symporter activity. Gene Ontology annotation, cellular component: membrane. Lineage: Eukaryota; Metazoa; Arthropoda; Arachnida; Ixodida; Ixodidae. Gene Ontology annotation, biological process: transmembrane transport; sodium ion transport. Bases 504 to 2228 code for a protein of 574 amino acids.
AUCAACAGAAAAAGUCUCCCCGCAGUCAAGAUAGCAUUGGGAGAGAAGAAAUGGAAAGGGCGGGCGAGAAGGAUUUUCCUACCUUGGGUUAAAACGUUUUGCUGCACGGUGCGCGGGUCACUUAUAGUCAAAGAUAAGGAGGCAGUCACUCCCUGGGGAGAUUGUUAGCGUUCUUGGCCCCUCAAACACCUCGUCUGACAAAUCCGUUCGACUAGCUACAAGCGCCAGAUGGCAUUACAGUGGAGGGGCUAGAGCCAACCUGGCUCAUGCCUGGCACAAGCUUGCGCCAAACUGUCCCAAGUAUGAGCCGGGGAAGUGUGCUGCUAGGGAAGUAUUUAAAUACAAAUACAGCCUAAUGGGGGGUAGUGAAAGUGGUGUAUACAUUUCUAGGCUCUCCACCGCGAGCUUUCGCUCCACAUGCUCUGACCGGCCGGAAAUGAGUCUCUAAGGCCCCUGGUCGACAUUUAAUAGUCAGGAGCGCCGUCGAAGAGCUGUCUUCAACCAUGGCGGCGCCCACCUUCGCGGCCGCCGACUACGUGGUACUCGUCGGGUUCCUCCUGCUGUCCAUGUCUAUCGGCGUGUACUUCGCCUGGGCCGACCGCCGUCGACAGUCCAACAGAAUCUUCCUGACGGCCAACAAGCAGCUUGGGUGGUUUCCUGUCUCGGUCUCUAUGAUGGCUAGUUUUCUAUCUUCCAACGGAAUUCUGGGCCUUCCCGCCGAAGUGUUCCUGCACGGUUCUACACUCUGGAUUGGCACGCUGUCAUCAACAAUCGCCAUAUUGCUCGCGGCCGUUUUCUUCAUGCCCAUGUACUACAAGAUGGAUAUAACUAGUAUCAACGAGUAUCUGGUGCUCAGAUUCAAGUCAGCCGCGGUCAAGAAUGUUGCGUGUGGCAUCUUCAUACUCUGCAUGCUUCUAUACACAGGUGUGGUGCUCUAUGGCCCGUCACUGGCACUUGGAUCAGUGACCAGAAUUCCCGUCUGGGCCUCUAUCCUUCUGAACGGCCUCGUGUGUACCUUGUACACCUCAAUAGGAGGCAUCAAGGCUGUCGUUUGGACUGACGUAGUCCAGAUGGUGCUGAUCUUGGUUGGCUACGUCAUGGUUAUCGCAUCUGGACUCUAUCACAUCGGUGGUAUCAACAAAGCAUGGGAAAUUGGUGAAAGAGGUGGCCGGAUGAAUUUUCUAAAUUUUAGCGUUAGUCCAUAUGAUACUUUCACAAGUUGGAAUAUCCUCUUUUGUUGGACGGUGCUCUGGAUGUCUAGCUACUGCGCCAGCCAGACUCAGGUUCAGCGUUACACUAGCAUUGCUUCACUCAAGGAUGCCAGAAAGGCACUCCUGUUGAACAUUCCCGGAGUUUCAGUUACGUUAUUAUUAUCUAUAAUUUCCGGCAUUGUCCUGUUUGCCGUCUACAGUGACUGUGAUCCAAGACUCACCGGUGACAUAAAAAAGGCUGACGAGCUCAUGCCCUACAUUGUUCAAGACCUGCUCAGGGAUUAUCCUGGAUUAAGCGGCACCCUCGUCGCUUCAGUGUUUAGUGGAUCACUCAGUACGCUAUCAUCGGCAUACAACGCCCUGGCCGCUGUGACGUGGCACGACUUCAUUCAACCUCGAGUAAAGCUAUCCGAGGAGAAGGCCGUUCUCACCACUAAAUGUAUCGCUGCUGCCUACGGUCUUCUGUCCAUAUCCGUUGCAUUUUUGUCCGGAACUCUGCCGUCCAUUGUGCAGGCAACCACUAGCCUCGUGGGCGCCAUGUCUGGACCUCUUCUCGCCAUCUUCCUCCUUGGAAUCUUUUUUCCUUUCUGUAAGAAAAAGGGUGUGAUUACGGGCGCCUUGGUAGGCGUGUUCCUGGCCUCGUGGCACGCCUUGGGCUCCAUCGCCUACCCACGGACAGCUAGCGGACUGCCAACGUCGACAGCGAGCUGCCUGGAAUUCAAUCAGACGCUCACCUUCGGGUCUUUUGAAGCACCGCCAGUACCGAACGGCAUCCUCAUGUUCUACCACAUCUCGUAUCUUUGGACCGGCAGCAUUGGUUUUUUGUCCUCCAUCCUCGUGGGACUCGCCGUCAGCCUCAUCUUCGAGCGAGAUGACACGGACAAAGUGGACCCGAAGCACAUAUGUCCAUUUUCCCGGAGGUUCAUGGACAACUACGACGCCACUAAGACGGCCAAAGUGUCGGAAAAUAUUUGCAUGGAUGAACACGAGCUGAAAAAACUCAUGGUCGGCGACUGAUGAAGCAAGCAGUUUGUCCCCUAAACAUUACAAAACAGGUUGUUGAACGGAGGCCUUAAAGUUUGGAAGACGCAUAUAUGUAAAUAUCUCGCAAAUGCAUUACAGCUUAGUGGCUGAAGCCACACGACGGCCAUCUUAAAUUCAUCCAAACAUUCGGCAUUCCGGUUGUGCGUGAUAUUUUUAAAUAAUCCGUACCUUCCGUUUGGUAACUUUUAGAGUCGACUUUACGAACACAUUAUAUAGGUUUCGAAUUGUGUUUAAGAUAAUAUUUAAAAUAAGUCAUAUCAGUUGGUCUUUUUGGCUUUAUAUUUCCGUUCUUACUAUAAACGAGUAUUCAACAAAAUAUUUGACUUGAAGGCACAUGGCUGUACGUUUGCAAUCUCUUAUAUUAAAGCGUGUCUUAAAUAUGGCUUUUUGCGAAAAAUAGUGAACUUUUGAGACCUAUAAAUAAUUAUAGAAAUGACAA